GUGAAAUGUUUUGGAGUGCGCAGCACGCGCGGGCUCAGAAUGGUGCGGUUAAAAGCCAGGUAUCUGCUGUGUGAGGUGUGUGUUUCAGACUCCAGCAGUUUGCAGUUGUUGGAGGAAAGAGGCAUUUAUCAGGCGGUGAGAGCGGCGGUGGUUAAAGCGCAUGGAGAAUACGGAGCUGCUCGCUUCAGCAUCGGUUCUUCAGUGGCCUACGUGAACGCAUACACCGGCGUGGUGAUGCUGCGCUUCCGGAAAGUCCAUUAUCAGCUCCUCUGGUCUGCUCUGCCCUUCAUCACCAGCAUAUGGAGCCAGGGGAAGAAAGUGCAGUGCUUCUUCAACUGUAUACACGUCGGAGGCACCAUCAGAACGUGUCAGAAGUUCCUCGUGCGAUACGGGAGACAGCAGCUGUGCCGAAUGCUGCCGCACUGUAAGACUGAGGCUGAAAAACAGGAAGUGAGGAGAGCGGUGCUGAGCUGCUCACUCCAAAAAUUCAACGUAGAUGAUGAAGGUGAUGACGAUGAAGGUAGUGAAGAGGAGGAAACCUAACUAUACAUCACAUACAUUGAAUACAACUAUACAUCGAACUGGCUAAUGCCUCUACCUGGUCGGGUUUCACUUCCCUGUUUAGCCCCAGUGUUUAUUCAAGAACCCUUGGAAUCAUCCUGGAGUUUAUGGCAUCCCUGAUUUUAUUUGAUAACUUUGUUUGUUUGUUUUACACAUGCUGUAAAUGAGGCAGGUAGUUACUGUAAAGACACAUCUUAUUCAUCUACGCUUGAUGUAAAAUUAUGCUUUGCAUGCGUUUUUUAGGCGUUUUCUGCUUAAAAGUGUUCUCAUGUUAUAAUAGUCUGCCUCAUCUGGACUGACUGAAGAAGUUUCUUAUUUUGUUGUAAAUGUCAUUGCAUAAUGAAAAAGAAAUUCAG
Ictalurus punctatus (channel catfish) is the source of this 917-nucleotide messenger RNA. RefSeq names its product POP5 homolog, ribonuclease P/MRP subunit (gene pop5). Gene Ontology annotation, biological process: tRNA 5'-leader removal. NCBI's taxonomy places the organism in Eukaryota, Metazoa, Chordata, Actinopteri, Siluriformes, Ictaluridae. The record is from RefSeq and is marked provisional. Gene Ontology annotation, cellular component: ribonuclease P complex. Gene Ontology annotation, molecular function: ribonuclease P RNA binding.